Echinops telfairi (small Madagascar hedgehog) is the source of this 1742-nucleotide messenger RNA. RefSeq names its product zinc finger protein 395 (gene ZNF395). The transcript has 7 exons. NCBI's taxonomy places the organism in Eukaryota, Metazoa, Chordata, Mammalia, Afrosoricida, Tenrecidae. Gene Ontology annotation, molecular function: DNA-binding transcription factor activity; RNA polymerase II cis-regulatory region sequence-specific DNA binding. Gene Ontology annotation, cellular component: nucleus. Bases 333 to 1742 code for a protein of 469 amino acids. The record is from RefSeq and is a predicted model, not a curated record. Gene Ontology annotation, biological process: regulation of transcription by RNA polymerase II.
CCCCAAGACACUACUUGCAGCUUUUAAGUGUGCUUUUGUAGAGUACUAUUUCUGGAGAGACUCAAACCUGUUCAAUAUGCCCACUUAAAGUCCAGUCCACCAGCAGGAGCAGCAAAGGGCUGUGGAAGACCGCCCGGCACACCCCAAGGCCAAAAGCUGCCCGCCUCUCUGGGGGCAGGCUCCGGAAGGGUUUGUGUUUUGGGUUUGCUUUCAGAUGUUUCUGUGUGUACGGUGUGUGUGUGCAUGCUGAAGGUAGCCCUCACCUCCGGAUUCCUCCCCACCCAGGCUAACAGACUCUGUGCUCUCAUUGCCUCCCCAGGAAAGGCAGCAGCAUGGCCAGUGUGCUUUCCCGGCGCCUUGGCAAGCGGUCCCUCCUGGGAGCCAGGGUGUUGGGACCUAUUGCUUUAGAUGGGUCAGGAGGAGCCGCCCAGCCCUCGGAACCUCCCGUGGAGCUGCUGGAGAGGGCUGCCCCGCAGCCCUUCCUCACCUACAAGGACCGUUCCUGCCAGGAGCAACUCAAGGAAGGCCUCCAGGCACCAGGCCUCUCAGGCCUCCAGCAGGUGGCUUUUCAACCUGGUCAGAAGGUCUGUGUGUGGCAUGGGGGCCAGGAGUGUGCAGGCCUGGUAGAGCAGCACAGCUGGGCGGAGGAUAAGGUGACGGUCUGGCUCUUGGACCAGAAGUUACAGAUCUGCUGUAGAGCAGAGGAGGUGUGGCUGGCCAGUCUGCAGGGUGCCAUUCCCCAGGCCCCACCCAUGGAGCAGGGUGCCCAGGCGCCUGCCUACAGGCCCGUCUCCAGGAACAUUGACGUCCCAAAGAGGAAGUCGGACGCAGUGGAAAUGGACGAGAUGAUGGCCGCCAUGGUACUGACCUCCCUGUCCUGCAGCCCAAUUGUGCAGAGCCCUCCUGGAGCUGAGGCCAACUUCUCCGCGUCCCGUGCAGCCUGCGACCUGUGGAAGGAGAGCGGCGACGUGUCGGACAGCGGCAGCAGCACCACCAGUGGGCACUGGAGCGGGGGCAGUGGCAUUUCCACCCCGUCGCCUCCCCACCCCCAGGCCAGCCCCAAGUAUUUGGGGGAUGCCUUUGGCUCCCCUCAGACAGAUCAUGGAUUUGAAACAGACCCAGACCCUUUCCUGUUGGACGAACCAGCUCCACGCAAAAGAAAGAACUCCCUGAAGGUGAUGUACAAGUGCCUGUGGCCAAACUGCGGCAAAGUCCUGCGCUCCAUCGUGGGCAUCAAACGGCACGUCAGAGCCCUCCACCUGGGGGACACUGGGGACUCUGAGCAGUUCAAGCGCGAGGAGGAUUUCUACUACACAGAGGUGCAGAUGAAGGAUGAAUCUGCUGUUCCUGCUGCCGCCGCAGGCACCCUCACCCCCGGGGCCCCUACCGCAGAGCCAGCUCCCACCCCCAGCCUGACCAGCACCCCCCUUGCCAUUCUGUCACCACCACCUCCCAAAGCCCAGUCCACAGGCCCAGAACACCCUGGCCUGGAGUCUUACCUGCCCGUGGAUGCUCUCAGCAAGUCGGCUCCUGGCUCCUUCUGGCACAUUCAGGCCGACCAUGCCUACCAGGCUCUGCCAUCCUUUCAGAUUCCCGUCUCGCCACACAUCUACACCAGCAUCAGCUGGGCCGCACCCUCCGCUGCCGCCUCCCUCUCGCCGGUAAGUGGCCCCCAGCACUUCCUGGGGCUUGGGUCAGACCUUGGACUCUUCCACAGACACCCCGCCCCUGAACUUCUCUAA